CAAAGCGAUGCGCUGUGUCUGACUCUCAGUUUGGUUUCUAAAACCCUAACCUCAAAGAAGCUGUGGCAUUUCAGACUCCGUACGUACGAUGGAGUUGAUGCUCAAAGUCCCAGCCAAUUGCAUCGUUGUUCAGCAACCUAAGCGGGCAUUCUUGGGUGGAGCUGGAACCAGUAGAUUGGGUGCUACUAGUACCAAUCGGAAGCAAAGAGUUUAUUCAUCAUCAUCAUCAGCUAUCAGUAUGAUCCCAAAGAUGUCAAUUUCAGCCAUUCCUAACCAACGUGGUGACAAGUCUAUGUCCAAGAACAAGAUUGACAUUCCUAUCAUGGUAAACGGAUGUAGUGGCAAAAUGGGGAAGGCCAUUAUCCAAGCAGCAGACUCUGCAGGACUCGGAGUGGUUCCCGUAUCAUUUGGCUCUGCUGAGGAAUCUGGGCAAACAGUCCAAGUCGGUGCAACCGAGAUUCUGGUGCAUGGUCCUUCUGAAAGAGAAAGCACCCUUGCAUCCCUGCUUGAGAAAUAUCCCAAUUUGAUUGUGGUCGACUUCACUGUGCCUUCUGCAGUAAAUGAUAAUGCAGAGCUAUAUGGCAAAGUUGGAGUUCCCUUUGUGAUGGGAACAACCGGUGGAGAUAGGGAUCAGUUGUAUAAAACUGUAGAAGACUCAAAAGUCUAUGCUGUAAUUUCCCCACAAAUGGGAAAGCAGGUUGUGGCAUUUCUUGCGGCCAUGGAAAUUAUGGCUGAGCAAUUUCCUGGAGCUUUCUCUGGGUAUUCCCUACAGGUGAUGGAAUCCCAUCAAUCAAGUAAAGUUGACACAUCUGGAACUGCCAAGGCUGUUAUUUCUUGCUUCCAGAAGUUGGGCUUGUGCUUUGAUAUGGAACAGAUCCAAUUGAUCCGGGAUACCCAGCAACAGAUAGAGAUGGUGGGAGUUCCAGAGGAGCAUUUGUCUGGUCAUGCAUUUCAUAUGUAUCAUCUUACUUCACCUGAUCAAACAGUUUCUUUUGAGUUUCAGCAUAAUGUUUGUGGUAGAUCAAUAUAUGCAGAGGGUACAGUUGAUGCUGUAAUUUUCCUUGCUAAGAAGGUUCAUUCAGGGGCAGACAAGCGGAUAUACAAUAUGAUGGAUGUCCUGCGAGAGGGUAAUAUGCGAUGAUAGUUGACUAUGUACGAAGGGUGUUGUCUGUAUUAGUGUAUUAAUUAGCUUAGAAUAAUUAGAUUAUGGUUUAGGAAGAUAGGGACAUAAGUUUUGGACUAGUAGUUUCAAAUUUUUCUUCUUCCUGUUAUUACUUCCCUUGCUGUUUGUGUUUGGGAAAACUUUGGGAGCUUGAAAAUUUUGUAUUUUGUUGAAGGAAAUACAAAUAUACAAGUAUUUCAAUUAAAGUAAUAUUUGUUAGAGAUGCAGCUUA
Messenger RNA from Prunus dulcis (almond), 1394 nucleotides. Its product is annotated as 4-hydroxy-tetrahydrodipicolinate reductase 2, chloroplastic. The coding region runs from base 89 to 1141 and encodes 350 amino acids. The transcript has 8 exons. Lineage: Eukaryota; Viridiplantae; Streptophyta; Magnoliopsida; Rosales; Rosaceae. The record is from RefSeq and is a predicted model, not a curated record. Gene Ontology annotation, cellular component: chloroplast stroma. Gene Ontology annotation, molecular function: 4-hydroxy-tetrahydrodipicolinate reductase activity; NADPH binding.